Molecule: messenger RNA, 2727 nt
Organism: Kluyveromyces lactis
Lineage: Eukaryota; Fungi; Ascomycota; Saccharomycetes; Saccharomycetales; Saccharomycetaceae
Gene: RSN1
Product: Rsn1p
Exons: 1
Coding region: 1-2727 (908 amino acids)
Cellular component (GO): plasma membrane
Molecular function (GO): calcium-activated cation channel activity
Source: RefSeq, a predicted model, not a curated record
AUGGCUUCCUCUGAUGAUGAUGAUACGAGGAACACCUCGACGUCCCAAGUUGUGACGUCUUUGGUGUUUAACAUUGUUGUUUUCGCUGUGUUUUUCAUCUCUUUUAUCCUUUUAAGACUCAAGAUCAAGCGUAUCUACCAACCUAAGUCAUCCUUUGAUUUGAUUAAUGAUGAGAAAAAGCCUCAGCCUUUGCCCAGUGGUAUUUGGCAAUGGAUUGUUCCUUUGUUGAAGAAAUCGGAUAAUUUUAUCAUUCAACAAGCCGGGCUCGAUGGGUAUUUCUUUAUCAGAUACCUUUUCAUUAUUUCUGCUUACUGUGGUUUUUCAAUGCUGUAUAUGUUCCCCGUGUUGCUCCCUAUCAACGCAGUCAAUGGUGUUGCUAAGAAAGGUUUCGAUAUGUUGGCUUACUCCAACGUUACGGAGAAGGGAAGAUAUUACGGUCACGUGUUUUGUGGCUGGAUAUUCUAUUGGGGGUUCUUGUUCGUCAUCUAUAGGGAAUUGACCCUUUACAACUCGUUGAGACACAGUAUCCUUGCAUCUCCACGUUACGCUAAGAAGUUAUCCUCAAGGACCGUGUUGUUCCAAUCUGUUCCGGAUCAGUACUUGUCUGAAACUGAAUUCGCCAAGUUGUUUGAACAUACUAAGAACAUUUGGAUCGCUAGAAGUGCGAAGCAAUUGAGUAAAUUGGUUAAAGAGAGAGAUGCUUUGGCUCUCAAGUUGGAAGCUGCUGAGACCUCUUACUUGAAGAUGGCAGUUAAAGCCAUUAGCAAGGAAAAGAAGAAGAAAGGUGGUGCCGAUCCAAGUAAGAUUGCUAACGAUAUUACUCAAUACGUGCCAGAGAAGAAAAGACCUUCUCAUAGGUUGAAACCUGUUAUUGGUAAGAAAGUGGAUACUAUCAACUAUGCAAAGGAGAAGUUGCCUGAACUAAAUGCAAAGAUUCAAGAGUUGCAAAACAAACAUAUGGAAGAAAAACCAAUGAAUUCCGUCUUUGUCGAAUUCAAUACUCAGUACGAUGCUCAGAAAGCGGUCCAAAUGGUUAGUCACCAUUCACCAUUGUCAUUGACUCCAGCGUACGUCGGUAUCUCGCCUACAGACGUUCAAUGGUUCAACUUGAGAAUGUUCUGGUUGGAAAGAUUGGUUAGAAAAUUCGGUAGUAUUGCUGCCAUUGUUGCCUUGGUCAUCUUGUGGGCUUUCCCCGUUGCAUUUGUCGGUAUGGUCUCCAAUAUCACCUACUUGACUAACAAAUUACCAUGGUUGAAAUUUAUCUACAACAUGCCAGAUCAAUUGCUUGGUAUCAUAACCAGUUUGGCUCCAACCAUCGCGUUGGCCGUGUUAAUGAUGCUGUUGCCUAUCUUCAUUAGAAAGAUGGCCUUAAUCGCUGGCGCACCUUCUUACCAGCAUGUUGAAUAUUUCACUCAACAAGCUUAUUUCGCAUUCCAAGUUAUCCAAGUGUUCUUAGUUACCACGUUGGCCUCCUCUGCUACUUCUACUGUUACUGCCAUCGUCGAAGAGCCAACUUCCGCGAUGAACUUGUUGGCUGAGAAUUUACCUAAGAGUUCCAAUUUCUACGUCGGUUACAUCAUUCUACAAGGUUUAUCCAUCUCAUCAGGUGCCUUGCUGCAAAUCGUGCCUUUGAUCUUGUUCUUCGUGUUGGGGAUGUUCCUUGAUUCUACUGCAAGAAAAAAGUACGCUAGAUUCACUUCACUAUCCUCAAUGGCGUGGGGUACUACAUUCCCUGUUUACACUAACUUGGCUGUUAUCACUUUCUCCUACGCGAUCAUCUCUCCAUUGAUCUUGCUGUUUGCAUGUGUUGCAUUCUUCCUAUUAUACGUUGCUUACCUUUACAAUUUGACGUAUGUGUUCCAGGAAUCUCCAGAUUCCCGUGGAAUCCAUUACCCAAGGGCUUUGUUCCAAACAAUGGUCGGUUUGUACUUGGGACAAAUUUGUUUGUUGGGUCUCUUUGUUGUUGGUAAAGGUUGGGGUCCAAUCGUGCUACAAGCCAUUUGUCUAGGUGUCACUGUUUUCGUUCAUCUAAACUUCAAUUCAGCAUUUGACCAUUUAAUGGCCUUUGAACCUGUUGAUACAAUGAAGGCAUUGGAUGGUAAAUCAAACACACCAUCUUACAUCAGAGAUUUCGUUGAACCAGAAAAGGAUGAAAUCAAGGAAUUGCCACCAUUCCAAAUCAAGAAGUACCAUCCUCGUUCCUCGUCACAAUUCGACCAAAGAACUACAUCCAUUCUGAGUGACAACACUUACGAAAUCCAAACUGGUGUCUUUGAUACCGAUAAUGAAAACACUUUGAACACAGUUCCAUUGCUAGCAGACGGUGACAUGACUCCAGUGCCACCAGCUCCAUUCUGGAAAAGGUUCUUACUCCCUCACAUCUACUAUUCUUACAAGGCUGUGAAAACAAGAUUGCCCGAGAUCUACAAUCUACCAGAUCCAACAGAAAUAACCGAUGAAAAAGAAAUCAAGCAUGCAUACGAUUUCCCAACAGUCUCAGCUAAAUGUCCAUUCCUAUGGAUUCCUCGUGAUCCAUAUGGAUUCUCUACAGUUCAGAUUGCUGAUUUAGCUGGUGUCGUUGAAAUUUCUGAUGAAGGUGCUCGUUUCACAGAAUCUGGCUCUAUUGAGUGGGAAACUGCUCCACCUUCUUACAAUGAUUCUCAAAUGCAAGUUGUAUCUAAUCCGUUUGACGAACAAGAUGAAGAUAAUCUUCAGAGAGAGGAAUAA